This is a messenger RNA of Epithele typhae, 915 nucleotides long. Its product is annotated as type 2A phosphatase activator TIP41. The record is from RefSeq and is a predicted model, not a curated record. Lineage: Eukaryota; Fungi; Basidiomycota; Agaricomycetes; Polyporales; Epitheliaceae. The transcript is spliced from 4 exons. Gene Ontology annotation, biological process: TOR signaling. Bases 1 to 915 code for a protein of 304 amino acids. Gene Ontology annotation, cellular component: cytosol.
AUGGCUACUGCCGUCGCGCUUCCUGAACAUCGUCUCCUCGAGUCUCCGAACUCUCGUGCUAUCGAAAUCGGCUGUUGGACCAUCACGUCCUGUACAAAUCCCAUCUCGAACGCUGGCCAAUGUGACGCACUACAAGCCGCGAUCGGGGGCAUCCCGCUCCCUGAAAUGACUUUUGGAAGCAACUCGCUGGAGCUGGAACACCGCGAGAGUGGAUGGAAGUACUCGUUCAGUACAGAAGAAGCACUGAGAAGCGUGCGGAAUGGUGAGCUGCAGGAAGGAGAUGGAGCCGUAAAGGUGGGGUACGCUGAUGCAUGGCUAAGGAGUCGAACGGGUGCUUUGAGCCAGAUUCCGAUGCCCAAGACUGUUCCCACCAAGGUGUUCGAUUGGACAUACACAUCUCUAUAUCCUGGUCACGCACGUCUGUCAUCCAGCAAGACGAUUGUGUGGAACCCUGCGGAGCGUAAUAAUCCCAAGCAUACCAUACCCAUGGCCGAAUUGACUCGCCAUGACCCCAUCCUCUUCUAUGCCGAGAUCCCGUUGUAUGAAGACGAGCUGCACGACAACGGCGCGGCACAUCUCAUUGUCCGAAUCCGUGUUAUGCCUACGUGCAUAUUCAUACUCCAGCGAUUCACUCUCCGGGUGGAUGGCGUCCUGUUUCGAGCAUACGAUACCCGCAUAUAUCAUUCCUUUUCGUCGUCACCACCAUUGGUUGUACGCGAGACGAGUGGAUGGGAAGCCCCUUACGAACGCGUGAAAGUGCGGCUGCCGACACGAGACGAUCUGACACCAUUGACCGAUCCUAUGUGGAUCUCGAAAAUCUUGUCUGAGAUACCGAACGAAAUCUCACAGGAGAUCGGUGCGGGAACGAAAUGGAAGGGUCUUAGAACUAGCACGGAGGUUGCGACACUGCUCUGA